Messenger RNA from Sphaeroforma arctica JP610, 6388 nucleotides. RefSeq lists its product as hypothetical. The record is from RefSeq and is a predicted model, not a curated record. Lineage: Eukaryota; Ichthyosporea; Ichthyophonida. The annotation marks the transcript as partial. The transcript is spliced from 4 exons.
AUGCUGGCUUGUGCGAAAAGUGGCCUCGUCAUGAGGUCGCUCAUCGUGUGGAUGCUUGUAGCUAUGCUGUAUAUGAAACCGGUUUCCGCUGCAGAUCAAAGCACCUGCUGUAUACGUAAACGCAACAAUCUGAUCAUCAGUGCACGGAUUGACAACAACCCUAGAACACCUGGAGGUGUCCGUGUUUCAGAUGUAGAAAAUAUAAAUACUACCGCCACCCCGGCCCCUAGUGCCUCGGUCUCGCCUCUAUUAUACCCUGGUGACAGUCCUAGUGCUACACCUUCAGUAGCACUUUCACCAUCGCCGAGUAUCACUCCAUCGAAUUCUCAAAUACUGGGAAUGAUCAAUGGCACAGUUAUCGAUCUCGGCAACGAGGUGGGAGUGCCAGACAUUGUUGUUAUUUUGGUGAAUACGGCAACCAAUGAAGCCGUCUCCACGGCUACUACGGACGCCAAUGGCGGUUACUCAUUCCUUGAUCUACCUCUCGGGGAGUACAAUGUAAUCGCUCCCUCCGAAGUGAUCACAUUGCCCAUAGUGGAUGGCCCUCCUGAUAGCGACGAUAAGCUCUUUGAACAUGCUGUCGUCCUUAACAUUCAAGAUCCAACCGAAGUUGGUGUGGAUUUCAAGUACCUCAAAGAAGCCACUAUUAUAGGAACUGUCACGCUACGCAAUGGGAAAAAUGAGCCACUAUUUGGCGUGCAAGUAGGAGCUAUAUGCUUAGACGAUAGUUCGAUCACUUUACCCCUAGCUUACACUGAUGACAACGGGAUGUACUCGUUCGUGCAAGUACCUGAUUGCACUUGGGAGAUAAUUGUUCCACCGGAUUUUAAUGGUCACCCUAUCGUUUCCGAUGAUCCGAGUGGGUCAGGGGAGAAGAAAGAAGUUACUAUCUCGCCAACUGUCCGUAUCGGCGUUGCAGAUUUCGAAUACAUUCCCUAUGCAACUAUUUCUGGGUUUGUGUUCAACAUCGAUGGUAACGUCCCCGUGUCAGAUGUGAAAAUAAAGUUGACCUGUGAUGGACUUAGCACAGAGAGAACCACUAGCGAUACAGGUUACUACGAGUUCAACGCUCUGGAGGAUUGUGAAUUUACAGUUCUCGCGCCACUUACAGCCUUCACGGAUACUUUUGAGGGCACCUUUGUUGGCGGUAGCGGGCCUGGUGAUGACGGCGAUGAGUCCUAUGUGGUAGUUGUUGAUACGGACAAUCGUGGAAAGGCCAAUGUAAACUACUUUUACCAAUCUGCAACUAAAGGAUCUUUGUCUGGUACUCUCAGAGACUACGUUACGAAAGAUCCAAUCCCCGCAGGAGAGGUCGUUGAGGUUGCAUGCAUCGAUGGUCCUAACCGCGAAGUAUCGCAAACCACAACGAACGAUGAUGGUUUCUACAAGUUCUCUGGCCUCGACUUCUGCACAUAUUCUGUGAAUGCUCCUCAGCAAACUGUCGAUGGGCGAGAUAUUUUCGAGGGACCCGUUGAUGGAGUAGAUCCAGAACAUACUACCACUGUGCUUCUAAGUGAAGGUGCACCCGACGAGACUGAUAUUGACUUUGAGUACUCUAGCACCGGAAGUAUUGCGGGAAAUCUGUUCGAGGACACCCCUCCUACAGGUGUACCCGGGGAACAAGUCACCGCCGUGUGCCUCGGAAACUCAGAGUUGGCAUACACCGCUACUACCUGUGCUGUCGGAGAUGCAGCUUGUGGCGUGCCCGGUUCCUAUCGGUUCACCAACCUCCCGCUGUGCACAUAUACAGUCACAGUACCGACAACGGUCAAUGACAAGCAGAUUCACACGGGACAAGACACUGACGAUACGUUGAACGCGGUGGAUAUUCCUCUGACCACGGCGGACCAGGUCGUGGAGGAUGUUGAUUUCUACUAUGGUAGCCCGGUUGUACCGGCUACCAUCGAUGGAACUGUGACUCUACUUCCUACAGGUGAGCCAAUCGCCGGCGUCGAGGUUACUGCCACUUGCUUAUCUGAUCCUGGUAUCACACUGGCGCCAGUAAGUACGGAUGCGAAUGGUUAUUAUUCGUUCAGUGAUGUGCCCAAUUGUGCUUGGACUAUCAGUGUGCCGGACGAGGUGAAUAGUGUACCUGUUACCCCCCCAACGGACUCCCCUGCAGUGAUCGAUUCAGAAAACAGAGUGGCGAUGGUCGAUUUCGAUUACAAGCCCAUCGGAGCCAUCUCCGGUCACACACUGGAUGAUUUUGAUGAUUCGCCUAUCUCUGGCAUGCUUGUGACGCUAGUGUGUUCUGAGGAUGGUUCAAUGCAAACUCAGACCACAGGGGAAGCAGGUGAUUACUCCUUUGAAAAUCUUAAGUUCUGCACCUACAUGGUUUCUGUUCUAUCUUCUUCCGUCGAUGUGGGUCCUAUUGUCAGUGGUUAUGGCGAUUUGGAACCUCUCUAUGAAAGCUCGGUAUCAAUUGACGACGGCAAUAGAGUGGUGGAAGGCGUUGAUUUCAAGUACUUGGCACAAGGUACUAUCGCAGGUACUCUGCGCGAUUACAUUACGCAAGCUGGUAUUGGUAGUCAGACGGUGACCGUAUUAUGCGCGAGUACUGGAGCCACAAGGGAAACCACAACCAACGGUGCAGGCGAGUACCGCUUCGAAAAUCUCGCAUUCUGUGAUUAUACCGUCACAGUCCCUGAUGGAAUUGCUAGCGUGGGUCCUAUCUACGAGGGCUAUGGUGUUUCAGUACCCAUCAAUGAAGCCAUUGUGUCGAUUGGUCUAUCAGAGCCAGCUGUAGGCGACGUAGACUUCGAAUACACUACGUUAGGAAGUGUAUCCGGUGCCAUCUAUGUGGACGCGGCGGAUGCUGAGAAUGGAUUCUUCGGCGCCCCAGUUCAACUUACUUGUACAGACCGACCUGAUUUGACGCCCUUUACUGAAACGACGGACGAUCAAGGAAGGUACUCUUUCACGGACAUUCCAAUCUGUGCGUACGAGAUCGAAGUACCUCUGAUCGUGGAUAGUAAACCUAUCGCUAGUGGAUACGAUGCAGAUGACAGUCUUCAACUGGCAACUGUGACACUUACCAUCGCAGAGCCCAAUGUGGUGGACGUCAACUUCUUGUACUUGCUGCCAAUAUCACCAUCUGCAACGGUAAGUCCUAGUCCUUCAACUUCGAGGUUCAUUCCUGGCACUAUCACCGGCACAGUUGAACUCGAAGGCACGGAUAUUGGGGUACCGGGCAUCACUGUGACCGCGACAUGCACUGACGGUACGGUGUACAAUGAAACCACUGACGGUGAUGGAUCGUUUUCGUUUGAAGAUAUGCCCGAUUGUCAGUACACCAUUAUUGUACCACCUACCGAUCCCAAUGGUUGGCCUGUGGUGAGCACCGGUGAGACUGAGGUUGAGAUCAGCCCAGAGAACCGUACAGAAGAGGUGGAGUUCGAGUACACACCACUGGGAUCUAUUGCCGGAGCUACGCUGAGUGACUUCGAUAAGACCACUCCUAUUGCGGACUUAAUUGUUGAGUUGUCCUGCGAUGGGGCUGUAGUCCAGACACAGACCACUGGCUCACUUGGAGAGUACAGUUUCACCGAGCUGCCUCCUUGCCUUUACACGGUCACAGUUCCCACUUCUGCAACUGACGGAGGGGAUCUCGUGUCAGGUCCCAGCGACCCAGCCGAAGUCCACCAGGAGGCGAUACAGGGCAAUGAUGUCACCGAGUUGAACUUCUACUACUUACCCAAAGGCACAAUCGCUGGAACAUUGAGCCACCAUGUGACGGAGGUUCCACUCACGGGCGAGAAUGUGACGAUUGCGUGUCUGGAUAAUCCUGCAGUCACUAUUACGAAUACUACUGACGCCAGCGGCAACUACGAAUUCACGAACUUGGUCUUCUGCACGUACAGUGUGGUAGCACCAGAAUCUACACCGGCCGGUCCAAUCUUCUCCGGUCCAGACGAUUUUAGCGGGGACGACGGAUUAGAGUACGCCACUGUUGUGAUUCUCAAUCCGCAGAGCCCUGAGGAAGGUGAUGUCGACUUCACAUAUGCAGAAGUUGGCAGCGUGUCAGGAACUAUAUACGAGGACUUUAUUGGAGAAGGUAAUGGAGUUGGUGAGGUCUUGGUGACGUUAGAGUGUACUGGUGCCAAUACUUUCGAGCUAACUGUUCUGACCGACGGGGCUGGCGAGUAUGCGUUCGCCGAGAUCCCUAUCUGCGACUACAUCAUAACUGUGCCUCAAGUGGUUAACUCCACUUCGGGGGUCAUACCUCUCUAUUCCGGUUAUGACACUGAUACCUCUUUGGACACAGCCAAAAUAGAGGUCAGUAGUGAGGCCCCGAACAUCAUCGAAGUGAAUUUUAUUUACAAGAUGUUGCCCAGCACGACUGCUUCUCCUAGCCCUAGCACGUCGCCGAUCGUUCCUGCUGUAAUUUCUGGAACUGUAUCUGGACUAGAAGACGGCGCGGGUAUCCCAGGCGUCCCUGUGACUGCGGCAUGCACUACUGACGGGAAUAUCGUGUACACAACCACCACGAUUGCCGAUGGGUCGUACGCUUUCUCCGAAGGAGUAGCGGACUGCACAUACGCCGUGUCGGUGCCAGAAAACUUCGACGGCGAGCCCAUCAAGGGCCCCAGCAGCGAGACCGUGAGCAUCACACCCACUGAACGAACAGCAGAGGCAGACUUUACGUAUCUCCCACUUGGAACUAUUUCGGGACUCACUCUAAAUGAUUUCGACCAGUCACCUUUGCCCAAUGUUACAGUGAUGCUGACUUGCGCUGCUGUUAUGGUACCUACUACUACCGAUGGCUCGGGCUUCUAUUUAUUUGAGAAUCUUGAGGACUGUAUUUACACAGUGACCGUCCCUCCCUCGGUCCUGACUGCCGAUUUCGAUGGAAUUAUCGUAGACGGUCCCGUUGAUUCGGACUCACAGAAAGAAAUCCACAGCAUCGAAAUCAAUAGUGAUAAUCUGAAGAAAGAUAAUGUGGACUUCAAGUACCUUCCACAGGGAACCAUUUCUGGCAAUCUUCAGGACUUCGUCAGCACUGUUGGCAUCGUCAAUCAGACUGUCACUUUGACGUGCACUGAUCCCGAGACGUCCAUGACGACCCAAACAGAUGAAAAUGGUAACUACGAGUUCCAUGUAACGGUAAUAUGCACUGCCAAUACGUCCAACUUUUACGAGGUCCAGACUAACGCGGAUGGAACAUAUGUCAUUGACGAUGUCAAGGACUGUGACUAUACUGUAAGUGUGCCAGAGACGUUCAACGGCGAGCCUAUCAAGGGCCUCAGCAGCAAGACCGUCAGCAUCACGCCCGCUGAUCGCACUGGAGAGGCAGACUUUGUUUACGUUCCUCUUGGAACUAUCUCCGGAUAUACACUCAAUGAUUUCGAUCAAAGUCCUUUGGCUACUGUCGAAGUGACAUUGAGCUGCAAAGGUGUGGACGAAACUCGGACCACGAACACUUCUGGCUACUACAUCUUCGAGAACCUUGGUGACUGUAACUACACUGUUACCGCUCCACCUUCGGUCAGCUCAGAUGAUUUCGAGGGCAUCAUUGUCAAGGGACCUGAGGAUGACGACACUGUCAAGAGGAAACACGAUGUUAAUAUUAACAGUAACAAUUUGGAAGUGGAGCAAGUUAAUUUCAAAUACCUUCCACAGGGCACUAUUUCUGGUAAUCUUCAGGACUUCGUCAGCACUGAUGGCAUUGCCAACGAGACUGUCACUUUGACGUGCACUGAUCCCGAGACGUCCAUGUCGACCCAAACAGAUGCGGAUGGUAAUCUUCGGGAUUUCGUUAGCAGUGAUGGCAUUGAAAGUCAGACUGUCACUGUGACAUGUAGUGAUCCCGAAAUCUCCAAGUCGACCCAGACAGAAGCGGAUGGUAGCUAUGAGUUCACCGGACUCGGAUACUGCGAGUACACUGUUGUGGCGCCUGGAACGGUGGACACCGUUGGUGAUAUCUUCGAGGGUCCAAUAGAUGAGGAUGGUGUGAUUUCGUCUACUAAGGUCGAUAUCACUUUUGCGGACCCAUCCGAGGUUGGAGUAGACUUUAGUUACACGACCGUUGGCAGUAUCUCAGGCACCAUAUACGAGGAUACGUCUGCUCCUUCUAAUGGUGUGAAAAACGUUACGAUUACGUUGGUGUGUACUGAAGCAGACAACUACAGUUUGACAAGAGUUACAGAUGCGGACGGAUCGUAUGCGUUCAAUGGUAUUCCACUGUGCGAGUACACCAUAUCUGUACCCGAAGAGGUAAGCGCAACAGGCGGAACCAAGCCAAUCUAUGAAGGCCACGACAACGACGACACCAAGACUGAGGCGGAUGUCACUAUCGAUCUGGCACAGAAGGAUGUAAUUGACGUGGAUUUCCUAUACAAGGUACCAGCAGUCAUUUCUGGAACCGUGACAGGCUACGAGGAUGGCGAGG